AUGAGUUGGGGAAAAAGUUCUGCUGACUGGUUACAUGUAUGUAUUCAAUAUGUUGAAUCGGCUAGGGAUAUUUGUAAUUUAGCUUUAGUAUGUCAUGACUGGUACAUAACAAUACAGUGUUCUUUGCAAUCACAAGAUUUCAUCCAGGGACGAGAAUCUUUAUCAAUAGAACAUACCAGUGAAUUUAUAAAAAACAUUGUAAGUGAUAUGAAUAUUGACAAGUUAAUGCUAGACUGUAAUUGUUUUCCACACUUAAUAUCGCUGAAAAUUGUUACUUCUAAUUUGGCCUCUGAAGUAGUUGACUACAUUAUUCAAAAUGCCCAGAAUUUAGAAUCUUUGCAAUUAUGCUUAAAUUACCCUUGCCCGAGUUAUUUUAUACAAAGACUUUGCUCCAAAUUGUUAAAUCUCAAAAAUAUUUCUAUAAUUAUAAUGAAGUAUCAGUAUAAUAAAAAUGGUGAUAUGGCAGUUUCGGUAGUCAAGAAGCGUCAUAUGGUUGUAAAAAGACCACGUAUAUACUCUGAAGAUGCUCAGCUUUUAAAGGGCAAUAGUAUUUGGAGAUAUUUAGAGUUUUAUACUCAAGACAUCUUCGUUUAA
Molecule: messenger RNA, 594 nt
Organism: Cryptosporidium muris RN66
Lineage: Eukaryota; Apicomplexa; Conoidasida; Eucoccidiorida; Cryptosporidiidae
Exons: 3
Coding region: 1-594 (197 amino acids)
Source: RefSeq, a predicted model, not a curated record